Molecule: messenger RNA, 3473 nt
Organism: Daucus carota subsp. sativus
Lineage: Eukaryota; Viridiplantae; Streptophyta; Magnoliopsida; Apiales; Apiaceae
Exons: 1
Coding region: 225-3332 (1035 amino acids)
Biological process (GO): cytosolic ribosome assembly
Cellular component (GO): ribonucleoprotein complex; cytosol
Molecular function (GO): GTPase activity; ribosome binding; GTP binding
Source: RefSeq, a predicted model, not a curated record
UUUAAGCAUCAUAUAGACAUUACACAAACAUACACAAAAGCAAACCCUAUUUAGCGAGGAAAAGGAGGCAAGCCCUGCGCCUCCAAUCUUUGUUUGUGUUGAGGUUGGUCUGUCUGACUUUGUUUGUUUGUUGUUAAAUUGAAAUCCUGUUGAAAUCCUGUUGUUUAAUUGUAAUAAUAAUAGAGAAAAGAAUUUAUCGGUUGGUUUGAAUUGAGAUUUACAGAAUGUCGAAUAUUAGGAAUAUUUGCAUUCUUGCUCAUGUCGAUCAUGGCAAGACUACUCUUGCUGAUCACCUAAUUGCCUCCUGUGGCGGUGGCGUGUUGCACCCCAAGCAAGCGGGUAGGCUUCGUUUUUUGGAUUAUUUGGAUGAGGAGCAAAGGCGGGCUAUUACUAUGAAGAGCUCUUCUAUUGCUUUACAAUUUCAUAACCAUUCUAUUAAUCUUAUUGACUCUCCUGGUCAUAUGGAUUUUUGUAGUGAGGUUUCUACCGCUGCACGCUUGAGUGAUGGGGCUUUGGUUUUAGUUGAUGCCGUUGAGGGUGUUCAUAUUCAGACUCAUGCUGUCUUGCGUCAAGCUUGGAUUGAAAAGCUUACUCCUUGUUUGGUUUUGAAUAAGAUUGAUAGAUUGAUUUGUGAAUUGAAAUUGACUCCUAUGGAGGCCUUUAUUAGGUUGCAGAGGAUUGUUCAUGAGGUUAAUGGAAUAAUGAGUACUUAUAAGUCUCAGAAGUAUUUGUCUGAUGUUGAUUCUCUUCUUGCUGCCCCGUCAGGGGACUUGACUGAUGACAAUUUUGAGUUGAUUGAGGAUGAUGAGGAAGAUACCUUCCAGCCACAAAAGGGUAAUGUCGCCUUUGUGUGUGCGUUUGAUGGAUGGGGAUUUCGUACUUCAAAGUUUGCUGAAUUUUGUGCGGAUAAACUGAAUAGUAAGAAUCCCAACCCACUGCAUAAGGUGAAUCCUGCCACAGUCAACAAGGCCUUAUGGGGUCCUCGCUAUUACAAUCCUAAGACUAUGAUGUUUGUGGGUAAGAAGGGGAUAGCUGGGAUAAGCAAUGCUCAACCGCUGUUUGUGCAGUGGGUACUAGAGCCAAUUUGGCAGCUUUACAAGGCAUGUUUAGAACCAGAUGGAGACAUAGCUAUACUUCAAAAGGUCAUCAGAAAUUUUGGCUUGAAAGGAUUGGAACAUGAACUUAAGAAUAAGGACCCAAAAUCCAAGCUACAAGCUGUCAUGUGUCAUUGGCUUCCAUUAUCAGAUGCUAUUUUGUCAAUGGUUGUUAACUGUAUGCCAGACCCUAUACAGGCGCAGUCUUUUCGGGUAUCCCGUUUGCUUCCAAAGCGUGAAGUUUUAGAUGAGGGUAUGAAGUCCGAGGUACUUGCUGAGGCAGAGGCUGCAAGAAAAUCUGUUGAGGCUUGUGAUUCAAGGCCGGAAGCACCAUGUGUUGCUUUUGUGUCUAAGAUGUUUGCAGUUCCAGUAAAGAUGCUUCCCCAGAGAGGCCUACAUGGGGAAAUAAUCAAUAAUUUUACAGAAGAUGGUGGAAAUGGAGAUUCAGAUGAGUGUUUUCUUGCCUUUGCCAGGAUAUUCAGCGGGGUCCUUUAUGCUGGACAGAAGGUAUAUGUGCUUUCAGCUCUCUAUGAUCCAUUGAAGGAGGAAAAUAUGCAAAAGCAUGUGCAGGAAGCUGAGUUGCACUCCCUGUAUUUAAUGAUGGGUCAAGGUCUGAAGCCGGUUGCCUUUGUAAAGGCUGGUAAUGUCGUUGCCAUUCGAGGCCUUGGGCAGCAUAUACUAAAGAGUGCAACACUUUCAUCAACAAAGAGCUGUUGGCCUUUCUCUAGUAUGGUUUUCCAAGUUUCUCCAACUCUCAAAGUGGCAAUUGAACCUUCUGAUCCAGCCGAUAUAGGAGCCCUUAUGAAAGGCUUGAGGCUCCUAAACCGUGCUGACCCUUUUGUCGAGGUUACUGUUUCUGGAAGAGGGGAGCAUGUGCUUGCUGCUGCAGGUGAAGUUCAUCUCGAAAGAUGCAUAAAGGAUUUGAAGGAGAGAUUUGCAAAGGUAAGCUUGGAAGUCUCUCCACCUCUUGUGUCCUUUAGAGAGACAAUUGAAUGUGAGGAAUCCGAUCCACUAGAGAAUCUAAGGUUGUUAACCGGGACUACGGACUUUGUGGAGAAAACCACAGCCAAUGGAAGGUGUGUCGUCCGCGUGCAGGUUAUGAAGCUUCCUACUGCCCUGACUAAGUUGCUCGAUGAGAGUUCUGAAUUUCUUGGAGAUAUUGUGGGGGGGAAAAUGGGAAAGACCUAUAAUAGUUUGGAGGCUCAUAAAGCUAGCAUCACAGAAGAUGAUAAUACUAUCGAAUCACUUAAAAAGCGCAUAAUAGCUGCUGUUGAAAAAGAUAGUUUAUAUUGGAGCUCUCAAAUUGACAAGGAUUUGGUAGAAAAAUAUAAAGUGUUGUGGCAGAAUUUUCUGAAAAGGAUAUGGGCAUUUGGGCCGAGACAGGUUGGUCCUAACAUCCUCCUCACCCCCGACAUAAAAAAAGCUGCCAAUGUUGAUUCUUCUGUUCUUCUCCGGGGUUCACCUUAUGUAUCUCAGAGAUUGGGGUUCCUGGAUGUAGAAGAAAGCCAAAGGAUUAGAAAAUAUGAGGCGUCAAUGGCUACAACAAAUGGAUUGUACCAAGAAGUUGAGACUCUCGAGAGCAGUGUUAUGUCUGGGUUUCAACUUGCGUCAGCAGCUGGUCCUUUGUGUGAUGAACCUAUGUGGGGGUUGGCAUUUGUUGUUGAGGCUUACGUUUCCGCAUCAACUGGGCAAAUAAAUGACUCCUCAAACUCUCAACAACAAGCAGAGCAAUAUGGCAUGUUCAGUGGACAAGUAAUGACAGCUGUCAAGGACGCAUGCAAAGCGGCCGUACUCCAGAAGAAACCCCGGCUUGUUGAAGGCAUGUACUUUUGUGAAUUAAAUACUCCAACAGAAUAUUUAGGUGCUAUGUAUGCAGUUCUUGCACGUAGGCGAGCCCGAGUACUGAAGGAAGAAAUGCAGGAAGGGUCUCCUUUGUUCACGGUUCAUGCUUAUUUGCCAGUUACAGAGAGCUUUGGGUUUGCUGAUGAAUUAAGGAGAUGGACAUCAGGAGCUUCAAGUGCUUUACUUGUUCUUAGUCAUUGGGAAGCACUUCCGGAGGAUCCUUUUUUUGUACCUAAAACUGAAGAAGAAAAGGAAGAAUUUGGGGAUGGUGCUAGUGUACUGCCCAAUACUGCUAGGAAACUGAUUGAUGGUGUAAGGCGGAGAAAGGGCCUCCCUGUGGAGGAGAAAGUUGUCCAGCACGCAACAAAGCAGAGAACACUGGCUCGGAAGGUGUAAGGCGGAGAAAGGGCCUCCCUGUGGGGGAGAAAGUUGUCCAGCACACAACAAAGCAGAGAACACUGGCUCGGAAGGUGUAAUACUUUAAAUGUAGUAUUUUACAAUUUCACUGGUUACUAUAAAACUUUACUUUUACAUGCA